CCUCUAUUUUGGCUACGAAGCGGUAUUCUGGGUCCUUGAUGUCCGGCAAAUGAAGGGGGACAUCAUCACGUUCCUGGCAGCAGGAGCCCACUUAGGUGGCACCAACCUUUACUUCCCAGUGGAGCAGUACAUCUACAGAAGGAAAAGUGAGGGCGUCUACAUUAGGAAUCCGAAGAGAACCUGGGAGAAACUUCUGUCGACAGCUCAUGCCAUUGUUGCCAUUGAAAACCCAGCUUCUGUCACCGUUGCGUCCUCCAGGAACCCUCGCCAGCGAGCUGUGCUGCAGUUUGCUGCCGCCGCUCCUGUGGUCGCCCGCUUCACUCCUGGAGCCUCCACUAAGCAGACCCAGGCAGCUUCCAGGAGCCAAGACUCCUGUGAACUUCUUACCAUCGGUCUGUGUGACACAGACUCUCCUCUGCAUUCUGCAGACGACCCAUUCCCGGCACAAAGGGAGCUCAGUCGGUGGGUCUGA
This is a messenger RNA of Rangifer tarandus platyrhynchus (Svalbard reindeer), 472 nucleotides long. NCBI's taxonomy places the organism in Eukaryota, Metazoa, Chordata, Mammalia, Artiodactyla, Cervidae. The record is from the annotation of a GenBank genome assembly.